This is a messenger RNA of Theileria parva strain Muguga, 1850 nucleotides long. RefSeq names its product CTP synthase (gene pyrG). The record is from RefSeq and is a predicted model, not a curated record. The transcript has 8 exons. Bases 94 to 1791 code for a protein of 565 amino acids. Gene Ontology annotation, biological process: pyrimidine nucleobase biosynthetic process; CTP biosynthetic process. Lineage: Eukaryota; Apicomplexa; Aconoidasida; Piroplasmida; Theileriidae. Gene Ontology annotation, molecular function: CTP synthase activity; identical protein binding.
UUUUUCUACAAAUCUACAUGUUUUCCUACUAAAUUAUCCUUUUACAUAUUUGUUUUAUUUUUUAAAAGUUAUCUUUCCUGAAUUUUAUCGAAAAUGAAGUACGUUGUUGUUAUUGGGGGAAUCAUGAGCGGAAUCGGAAAGGGCACACUCCUGAGCAGCAUCGGAGUAGUUUUGCGCUCUAGAAACAUUUCAAUGUCCGCUGUUAAAAUCGACCCUUACCUAAACUUGGACGCAGGAACUCUUUCGCCUAACGAACAUGGAGAGGUUUACGUUCUUGACGACGGAGGAGAAGCUGACUUGGAUUUGGGAAAUUAUGAAAGAUUCCUCAACUUAAAAUUAACUAGAAGUCACAGCCUUACCUCAGGAAAGGUUUAUAGCCGCGUUUUCGAUAAAGAACGUAGAGGAGACUAUUUGGGAAAAACUGUUCAAGUAGUACCUCAUAUAGUCCAAGAGGUGAUAGAAUGGAUAGAGGAAGCUUCUAGAAAGAAUGUUGAUAGGAAGGGUUGGCGUGAUCCUGAAAUAUGUCUCUUGGAAAUUGGAGGAACAGUUGGAGACAUUGAGUCUGAGGUGUAUGUGGAAACGAUCAGGCAAUUAAAGCUCAAACUAGGAAACGAAAACGUCUGUUUGUGUCAUCUUUCAUACGUUCCAAUUGUCGGACGCCAAGACGAACAGAAAUCUAAACCCACUCAACAUUCGGUUAAAGCACUUUCACAAAGAGGUUUACAACCGGAUAUGAUAUUUUGCCGCUGUAUGAAUGAGUUAACAAGCUCAACUAAGGAAAAGAUUGCCUUUUUUACACAAGUCAAAUUCAAAAAUGUCAUCAGUGUACACAAUACAUCUGAUUUAUAUCGUGUUCCACUAAUGCUUGAUGAACAACAUGUUGCGGAAUCCAUUCUUGAAUUGUUGAAUUUCACACCGAAUACUGUUGAUCCAAUGCCAAUUGAGUAUUCAUUGGAGCAUUGGAGUCGAUUUUGUGAGAAUCCGGAAAACGAAUCUGUUACAGUAGGGAUUGUGGGAAAAUACAGUGCCUCAACUGACAGUUAUUUAUCAGUUCUGAACGCAUUAAAACACUCGUCGCUCGAGUGUAAUCUUAAACUCAACAUCAAAUGGGUAGACUACUCCCAGUUUGAAGAUUACAACUCUGAAAAAUUCAAAUCUCAUUUUAAAGAUCUAGACGGAGUUCUCAUCCCAGGAGGGUUUGGAACGAGAGGAUUUAAAGGCAAAAAGAUGGCAGUGAGGUACUGUAGGUUGAAUAAAGUGCCGUUUUUGGGGAUAUGUUUGGCAUUGCAGUUGACAGUGGUGGACGUGGCUGAGGAGUUUGAACCCAAAGCAUGUCACGGCGAGGACUCAAAGUCCCCUGAAAAGUACCACGUGGUAACUUUGAUGCCUGAGUUCUCAGGAAAGGAUAAAAAAGGUGGAACAAUGAGGCUUGGAGCACUUGAAACGAAGCUGGUAAAAGGUACAUUAAUCUACAGUCUAUACGACCAGAACGAGACGAUAGUGGAAAGGCAUAGGCAUAGAUACCAAGUGAACCCGGCUUACGAGGAACCAUUAGCUAAGCACGGAGUGGUGUUCUCAGGAAGAGAUCCAGCUAAGGGAAGAGUAAGUGUAGUUGAACUUAAGGAUCACCCGUUCUUCCUAUGUACCCAGUUCCACCCAGAGUAUAAAUCUACUCCAAUAACACCCAGCCCCCCGUAUUUAGGCUUCAUCCUUGCUUGUAAAAAUAGGCUUAAGGAAAGGCUUGAAAAAAAUAACGGAAAGCUACUCCCCGGAUCAUCCUACUACCACUAAUUUACCCCUCACACAGUUGAAUAUUUUAACCGCUUUCCAAACUAAUUUAUACAUAAUUA